AGGGCAAAUUUGUCUCUUUAGUGCAUAAGAAUUGUGAGAGGCCCCACAACCCAUACAUUUACCCACCUCCAUUAACACCAGUCCAGCAAGACUGCACAGCCCCUUCUUGUCUUCACCAUGUCAAUGACUUUCUUCUACUAAACUUUUUGAUAACACCAAGAGAAAAAGAAACGUACGAAAAGACAAAAAUAAAUAAAUAUAAAAUUCCUUUUUCUUCUUUCUUGUUUACUGCUUAAACGCAAAGAAUUGCAGAGAAAGGCGAAAGAAAAGUGUAAGAGAUGAAUUUCCUUGAUGUAUUGGAGGUCCAGAGGUUCAAAUCGAUGCUUUGACGAAUACCCAUUUGCUUAUUUCACAGUGUAAUACUGUUAAAUGCUACUUUGUAGACCAAUAACCUCGUGGAUUUCACGUAUCUUCGCUUGCAUGGGAAGUUGUCUUGGGUGCUGUGUAAAGCCUCCACAUGUUAUUUUAGUGGAUAGGCCAUCCAAAGGACAGAAAGUUCAGGGUCAACGCUUGAGGAAACGUGGUUCAAGGGACGACUUUUGGAGCAGUAGUGCUUGUGAGAUGGAGAAUAGUGCAUUUCCUUCACAACGAAGCAUGUCAUCAAUUAGUACUUCAAUUCAGGGCCUUGAUGCUCACAGUAGUUCCAGCACCACGAACAACAACACUGAAUUUGUAAAUCAUGGUCUAAUUCUUUGGAGUAAAACUAGGCAAGAAUGGAUUGGAAAUAGAACACCUCAGAAGCAUACUGCAGCUCGGGAAUCUAAAUUAAGUUUUGAUGCGAGUUACGAAACUUUGCUGGGGACUAACAAGCCUUUCCCUCAGCCAAUCCCUCUAUCAGAAAUGGUAGACUUUCUUGUUGAUGUUUGGGAACAGGAAGGACUGUAUGAUUGAGCUGGGACUUAACUGAUCUUACCCAACCAUUGCAUUUCUGUUUGUAAUUUCUACAGAAAACAAUCAUGUUCGAUAUCAGGAUUUGUAUGUUGACAAGAGGAAAAUUGAAAUGCUUUUUCGAAGGAAGGAGAGAGGAACCUUGUUUAUUUUGCUAAUAAACGAAUUUAUAUUCAAGAAAA
Molecule: messenger RNA, 1070 nt
Organism: Solanum dulcamara
Lineage: Eukaryota; Viridiplantae; Streptophyta; Magnoliopsida; Solanales; Solanaceae
Exons: 6
Coding region: 370-891 (173 amino acids)
Source: RefSeq, a predicted model, not a curated record